Molecule: messenger RNA, 2707 nt
Organism: Armigeres subalbatus
Lineage: Eukaryota; Metazoa; Arthropoda; Insecta; Diptera; Culicidae
Product: cilia- and flagella-associated protein 91-like
Exons: 3
Coding region: 87-2432 (781 amino acids)
Source: RefSeq, a predicted model, not a curated record
GUCAAAUUUUGAAUCAUUCCUUCACACCGCAGUGCAGUGUAUCGGUAUUCGUUUAAUUGAAUAAUUCUGCAUAAUUCUGCUUGGAAAUGACAUAUCGCAGUCACAUUGUGGGACCAUCACGCGUCUUCGACCAUAUCUACGAUCCACUGUACGUAACAUCGGACCAAAAGGAUGUUUGCCGUGCGAAUAAGGCCGCCCUAUGUCGCUCGGCUCCAAUCGGUAUCUUUCCGGUUUAUCAAACCAUGUUCAGCGAACUGCCCCGGAUGACCCGCAAUCAUUACGUAAUGCAUCGGAAUCCACUGCCAUACUAUCCGGAAGUACAGGCGAACUCCGAUUCAAAAGGAUGCUUUAUUCCGGAUGUGUCGAGGAUCCUUGGAACAGAACGGUCUAAAUUCUUCUGCCACCCAACGGCUGGGGAACCGGGUACGGUGUUGAAACUGAGCGACAGUAUGGAGGAGUUCUGCCAUUGUGAUCAAUCGGUGGAGCCUCGCGUUAAGGAUGCUUCUUCGCAAACAAUGUAUCGGGAAACGUCUGCUCAAACGCAACCCUGGAUGCCGACAGCUGUGUUGAAGGAUGGCGACUUGGGAACGGCUGAGAUAGUUUAUGUUGCGGAAAUGCUGCACCAUACUCGCUAUCCAGGAAUCAAUGAGGUGGAAAUCAUUGAACGUGCCAGAAAGAAGCGAAAUUGGGAAUAUUCGAUGGGCAGUUGCGAUUCGGCGGAUGAGUGGGCUCAGCAAAAGCUCGUCCUGCAGAUAUUCGAGUGGGAAGAAUGGGUAGCCAGAGAGCGUCAAAUAGACCGCUACCAAAUGCUGAGACUGCAAUUGGUGGCGAAGAUCAUGGAAAAACGUGAGCGAGAUACUAAGCAAGCCACCGAGAGCAAAAUGGAGAACACCAAAAACAGAAUUAACGAACAGCGUAAUAAAGCUAUGGAGAAGUUGAAGAUCAACUAUGAGAGAAAUAUGCGCAAGUUGGAAAAGAAACGUAAAGAUAAUAAAAUGAAUAAAUUCCGAUCGCAUCAUGCGUCAAAACCGGAAGAAGCUGCCGUGACAGUCAUACAAAGGAAGAUUGUUUGUAAGAAGUCCUACGAAUAUGAUCCCAAUCUAAUAGAAGUAGGGCUGACAAAACUGGAGAAAAAAAUAACCAUUUCACACAAGCUAAAGGAUGUUAACAAUCAGCGUCCAGAGUUAUGGAAGCCCAAGGAAGUAUGCCGAGAAUUCCAAAAAGGUUUCUGGUCCGACCAUUUCCUGAGAAAACUAUAUGAUUCGCUAAAACACUUUCGUCAUAAGAAGGAUACUAGACCGGAAACGCCAAAGUGUUUGAUAGUGGUUUCGUCUCCUACAGAAAGCCUCAUCGAAUCUCCUCCCCGAGUCAGUGAGGAACGAGAAGACGAUAUGCUCUACCAACAGGCAAUUCUUCUGCAGAAAUUGAUCAAAGGACGUGCCACACAGGAAAUGAUCCACAAAGAUUACGCUACUGAUCGCGAUCUUGUUGAGGAUCUCAUUGCCACGCAUCGCUUACCGGUGGUAGAGGAGUUCUUUCCAAUUGACCCCAUCCAGACAGGAAGCGUCCGCGAGAAAUAUUUACACAUUCUACGCAAUGAGCAACUGCUGGAUGAGUUUGUGGAAACAUGUACCAAUGCACAGAUGUCGUCCUUGAUGACGACUUUAGAGAGGGAACUCUCCAGACUUCAGAACGAGCGAAAUACUCAUGCAUUCUAUUUGCUAACCGAGCAAGAACGCUACUUCCGCGAAGCACGUGAAACACGACACAUUUCGGAGAUGAAGUACCAGGAUAACGAAGAGUUGUCGAUCUAUUUGGAGAAUGCACUCCUGGAAAAAGUUGAAGGAGAUAGUUUGGACGACACGCGCGGAAAAAUUCAAGAACUUGUCAAAAAGUUCGACACUGAAGCUGACAAGCGUAUAAGCUCCAUCGAAAUCCCAACUCAGAAUCAAGGAACCAUCAGUUCCUGUAUGAUGGACGAACUUCUGAUGCCGGAUAUCUACCGUCGCGUUGCAAGAGAAAACAUAAAGAUGAAGCAGAAAUCAUUGCUAGCGGAAGCUCACGAAGCGAUUUUCCAGAAGAUCGAAAUUAAACCAUUAGAUUCCGUCCCAGAGGACGUAAUGGAAUCCUUAAGGAAGGAAGCGGUUGAUGCAGCAUUCGCUGAGGAAAGUCAAGGGCUAGAAGAACAAGCACCGGAUCUGGAUACGCGAAGCGAAGGCCAAAUAAUCAUCGGCGAAAUAUUGAGCAAUGUGGUUGACAGUGCUCUAUCGGAGAAUGAAGUAGAAGACAUACCGGAAGAUGAUGGAACUAACUUUUUUGGACUGGAUGUGGUGGAGGGUGAAGAGGGCGAAGCCGAAGAAGAAGCUGAAAAAAUGGCCAUUCUGUUGAUUGACAAUAUUAUUACUCAAGUUUGUGGGGCACCUGAAGAGUAAAUCUGCAAAGCAAACUUCUACAAUGUCCAAUGUAAUGGAAACUGCCCACUAUUGCAUAUUUGUCCCAUAUGUAUAGAAAUUUCUGAAAAAAUGGGACUGAUAUGCGAUCACAGGCAGAAAAGAAUUUUGUUGUUUUCAGUCAAUUACCCCAUUGAUUUUUAUUUUUUAGGAGCCUUUCUAGUCUUGACUUUAGUUUUUCUAAUUAAUGGCGUUUUUAUAUAAUGAACAAUGAACAUAAUAUUCAAAAAAUUACCCCUGGUUUAGUAAAUUGGAAU